Molecule: messenger RNA, 3432 nt
Organism: Alligator sinensis (Chinese alligator)
Lineage: Eukaryota; Metazoa; Chordata; Crocodylia; Alligatoridae
Gene: FBXW5
Product: F-box and WD repeat domain containing 5
Exons: 9
Coding region: 857-2632 (591 amino acids)
Biological process (GO): protein ubiquitination
Cellular component (GO): Cul4-RING E3 ubiquitin ligase complex; SCF ubiquitin ligase complex
Molecular function (GO): protein binding
Source: RefSeq, a predicted model, not a curated record
GCCCUCCAGUGCUCCCGGCGGCAGGGCCAGAGUCAGAGCUUGCUGCUGUUUCCCCAGGACUCCGCAACACGACUGGCCUCGCUGGGGUCCUGGCUGCUCUCGGCCCCCGCCGGCCGUCAGCCUUGCGCCGAGAUUCACCUCUUAGUGUUGGAGCAAAAGGAUCGGCGCGUCGAGCAGCAGCAGUUGCCGCUGGCGCUUUCUCUGUGGGGCUCAAGACGCGUAGCGCGUUUCAUAAACACAGUGUGCUCCUUGCCUCCUGGCAGAGCAAACGCAUCCCAAACGUCUGAGCUGUGCUGGAGUCUGAGUGCCAGGUCCGUAGGCAGCGCUGCUGCGAGCUGACAGCAGGACGCGCUGCUCAGUGUCAGGCCGCAGACCUCUCGUGCUCGCCAGGGAAAGCGGCAGCGUAGCAAGCUCGGUCUGUACGUGCUCCCCUGCGCCUGGUCCGCGCGCUGCGCGGCUGGCUGGUGUUGAAGCAGUCCACAGCCAAAGCCUAUUAGCUGUCCACUGAUUUAAAAGGGAAGGGGGAGCUGUUUUUGGGGGUGCGUGUGAGCUGCUAUGCUCUGUUGCUACAGGAGCUGCAAGUGGUCAGCGUCACUAAUGUUAACUGUGAGCAAGAUGGCGUUAGAGUUACGAGGACGUGGCUGUAGGAGCAGACCCACCGAACUGCUCCACUAGGCAGCUUCCUAUAGGCAUCAACGCUGCCUCCGUUUGCACCCUUUGUUCAGCUCCAUGCUUCACGUGGUUCAGCUCACUGCUUUCAUGCUGAAGGUCUCGCUUUCAAGUCCUGCUGGUGGACCGCACUGGGGUCACUGUGCACAGGACUGAAGUCAGAGUCCUUUGGUGACAGAAUGACACUAUGGAUGUUGGGGGUAAUCCCCUUCUCCCUGACAGCAUCCUCUACGAGAUCUUCCUCUACCUGGACCACGUAGACGUGCUCUCAGCAACACUGGUGUGUCGGCAGUGGCACGCAGUGGCCCGGGAUGAGUUCUUGUGGAAGGAACUAUUUUAUCGAUAUUACCGGAUUUCUCGGGAAGUACCGCGGCACCCAGUUGCUGUUUCCUGGUACGAUGAGUUCCAGAGACUCUAUGACACCAUCCCGUGCGUUGAAGUACAGACCCUCAGGGAGCACAGUGACCAGGUCUUGCACCUCAGCUUCUCCCAUUCUGGCUACCUGUUUGCAUCCUGCUCCAAGGACUGCACUGUUAAGAUCUGGAACAAUGAGCUGGACAUCUCCUUGCUGCACAGCUCCAACAUGAGGCCAUACAAUUGGAGCUACACGCAGUUUUCCCAGUUCAAUUCAGACGACUCCCUUCUCUUGGUGUCAGGUGUCUUUGUGGGGCCUCACAAUUCCUCAUCUGGAGAGAUCGCUGUCAUCAGCAUGGAAAACUUCUUACUCCUCUCUAGGGUGAGGAACAAACCCUACGACGUGUUUGGCUGCUGGCUGAACGAAACCAACCUGAUUUCUGGCAACCUGCACCGGAUCGGGCACAUCACCUCCUGCUCUGUGCUGUGGCUGAACAACGCCUUCCAGGGCAUAGAGUCUGAGAACGUAAAUGUAGUGAAGAGACUGUUUAAAAUCCAGAACUUAAAUGCCAGCACUAUCCGGACGGUGAUGGUGGCAGACUGCAGCCGGUAUGACUCCCCUGACCUGCUUCUGGACUAUGGGGAGCAGUUAGCUGCCGCUUCCACCUCCCCUUGCCAGGUCUUUGACCUUGGCAGUGACAGUGAGGAAAAGGAGGCAAAACCCAAACAGAACUUGACGUCAGAGCUGGCAGCGCAGGAAUCCCCAGAGGAUGGGAGCGUGACAGCAGGGGGUGGGCUACAGCAGUUCCUGGACGACAUCAUGGAAGGUCGUGUGAGACCCCUCAUGACUGAAAAAGAGCUGGAGACAAAGGUGGCUGAGCUGCUUGCAAGGAACAGGACAAAGCCACCUGAACUGAACUUGGUCCCCACCGAUGGCCACAGCAAGAAGAAAUACCUGAUCUUCACCACAGGAUGCCUCACUUACUCGCCACACCAGAUUGGGAUCAAGCAGAUCUUGCCUCAUCAGAUGACAACAGCAGGGCCAGUGCUGGGGGAGGAGAGGCGUUCAGAUGAAUUCUUCGACUCGCUGGAUCAUGUCAUUGACAUCCGUGGGCACAUCAUUGGCAUGGGCCUCUCUCCUGACCACAGGUACCUGUAUGUGAACAGCCGGGCCUGGCCUCAGGACUGCGUCAUCUCGGACCCCAUGCAGCCACCCCCCAUCGCAGAGGAGAUCGACCUGCACGUGUUUGACCUGAAGACAAUGAAGGAGGUGAAGCGAGCCUUGCGGGCUCACCGGGCCUACACCCCCAAUGAUGAGUGCUUCUUCAUCUUCCUUGAUGUCAGCAGGGACUUCGUAGCCAGUGGGGCAGAGGAUCGUCAUGGCUACAUUUGGGACCGGCACUACAACAUCUGCCUGGCCAAGCUGCAACACGACGAUGUGGUCAACUCCGUGGCAUUCAGCCCCAUGGAGCAGGAGCUGCUCCUGACGGCCAGCGACGAUGCCACCAUCAAGGUGUGGCGCUCUCCCCGUUCCGUGCGCAUCCAGCAGGCCAGGAAGCCCAGGCCCAGGAAGCUGCUCUUCUCCUGGCUCCUGAACCAGAAGAGCUGAAAUGAGGCAUCCACUCCUGUGACUUUCUCACGCCAGUCACUGCCCUCGUGGGGCUCUUGGAGGGGGAGCCUCAGGCCCUGCACAAUGGAGAGGAGCUGCUUGCACAUCCAGCCUUUCAGCCAGGGCAGGGGGGAAACUGCAUUCUCUCCAUCUGCGCCUGUUAAUAAUUGAGCCCCUGCCCUGGGGGCUGUGAGCUGGGCCUGAUCAGAUGUAGCCUUUGGCUGAUCACUGCAGGGCUGUGUGUGUGGUUUUUUUUCCCCCUCAGCUUCUCACAAGUGCUGCUACUUGGCUCCAGCUACUUCCAGCCAGGCUUUGGCUACUGCAGAGCACAGGCGGAGGCUGCUGUUUCUUGGAUCUGUUCCAGGGGUUUGGGAUGGGGCUGGGCUCAUUGAGAGCAGUUGGCUGCAGACCACUUGGGCAUGGGCAGGCUGAGCUGCUUUACAGCAGGACUCUUUAAUAUAGCUGAGUUUUAUGAAUGUGUCUUUUGCCCUGACCAUCAAGAGGCAGCUCACCUCCCUGCAGGGGCAUUACUGGAUCCCUGGUACUGGUUUGGAGGGAUUGGAACACCUAAGGCUCUUGAAGUGGGGAGUGCAUGCCUGGAAGCUAGCUAAGCGAUGCAAACCUGUUUGUGGCAGCUAGUAAAUGUCUUCAUUUGGAUCUGGCUUGAAAUGCAGCCAGCUGCAGAAUGGAUCCUCUGAUUAGCAAUGGGGGGAGGGUAAGGGUAAGGUGUUUAGUUCCUACACUACAGUACAUGGGAAGUGAGUGGUGUCUCCUGUUGCUGUCUGUGCCCCAUUGUCUGA